Molecule: messenger RNA, 171 nt
Organism: Saprolegnia parasitica CBS 223.65
Lineage: Eukaryota; Oomycota; Saprolegniomycetes; Saprolegniales; Saprolegniaceae
Exons: 1
Source: RefSeq, a predicted model, not a curated record
GCGGCUGAGCUCCUCGACUUGCGUGCGGAGAAGCGAGCGCUCGGUCAUGAACCGAUCGCGGUGGCGCUUCUGCUUCAUGCGAUUGCGCAUCCGUUGGUGCUCGGAGCGGCGUGCGCCGUCCUUGUUAUCGUCGAGCACACCCAUGGCAUUGUGUUGCCAAUGGACGCAUAA